This is a messenger RNA of Plodia interpunctella (Indianmeal moth), 2074 nucleotides long. RefSeq lists its product as uncharacterized. NCBI's taxonomy places the organism in Eukaryota, Metazoa, Arthropoda, Insecta, Lepidoptera, Pyralidae. The coding region runs from base 27 to 632 and encodes 201 amino acids. The record is from RefSeq and is a predicted model, not a curated record. The transcript has 4 exons.
ACUGUCACAUUGUCAAAGCGGCAAAUAUGGCGGCUGCGGUAAAUGAGUUUGAGCCGUGGCUCAUUGAUAAAUUAAAAUGUUUAAAAACCGACGAAGGAGUAUUUGGGUCAUAUAUUACUGGUAUUUUAGAUAGCGAAGAUUCUAUUGAUGAUAAAAAAGAUGCUUUGGAAGAUAUACUUUCUGGGAUCGUGGAAACCGAUAUCGCUUUUCAUGUAAAUGAGAUAAUAGACAAAUGGGAAACAUGUCGUCCUAAAGAAGAUAAUCCGAAACCAGCUACAGAUGUUGAUAUACAACUAGCAAAAUUAUUAGAAUCUCAAUCACUUGCUACCACGACUCGGCGAGAAUAUACAGACGAGGAAAAGAAAAUACGAGAAGCAAUAUUAUCACAGUAUAGUCAACUUUCUGACAAUGAGGAAGAUAAUGCCCAAGAUGAGGAAGCUGAUAGUUCAGAUUUAGUAAAAAAUACAAAUGCUGCAGAUGUAGCCGCAGCAGCCCGUGAGCGUCGGGAGCAAGCUCGUCAAGAAGCUCAGCGGAAGAAAGAAAAAGAUAAGGAAGACAGAGAGAAACAAAAACAACUGAAAGAAGAGAAGAAAGAAAAGCGAAAGACACAAAAGGGUGAACGCAAAAGGUAGCAAACCAAAAGUAAAAAGUAAUAGUAUAUUUAGAUUUACGAUUAUUUUUGUUUGCUACAUACCAGUGACAUAUUUUAUUCAAGGGCAAUUAUAUGAAUAUUUUGAAAUUGGUAUUAUAUAUAAUAUAAUUUUAUAUGGGUGAUGUUAUAUUUCAUUCUGAGAAAAUGGUUGAUGUUAAUAAAGUAUACUUUUAAUACAAUUUAUUUUUGAAAUGCACAAAUUAACAUUAAUACAUUUAUUGUGAAAGAUUCAACAUAGGUUAAUUUGCUGUUGACUGUACAUAUAAAUUUGAAUGAAUAAUCAAGGAAUGAAAUAUUCACCCAUAUAACACAGCUUCUAACUUACUGCAAGACCAAAAUUAUAGAGUAUAUAAAUUAAUAAAAACUUGGGAUUCUAAAAUGUGAUGAGAGGUAAUUACAAAUUGGAGAAAUUUUGUACUUGUAGAUGUUAGAGAAAAUUAUUAAAUUGUUUUAUUCACAUUUCAAAUAAAAUCAAAAUAAGUAGCUGUUGAGUUUUUAAGCAAUUAUUAACAUUGUAUUAUUGUUUUUUAAGUCAUAUCUGUUUGGUGGAUUUUAAAAAUUACUACCAAAAGUUGAUUCGUUUUUCAAUUUAAGAUGCUAUGUAUUGAUACAAAGCUGUCAGUAAAAAUGUACAGAGUAUAUUAUUUCUAUCACCACCUUGAUUGACAGAACUCAAUUACUAAUUUUACGACUUGUUUUAGAAUCUUUUAUUAGCGUAGUUAUAAUAUUGGUUAAGUCUUUAAACUUGAGAUUUUAACAAGUUAAAAGUGGGGAACUGUCAAUCAGGAUUGUGAAUUGGGCAAUAGAUAUGAAGUAAGUAGCAAAAUAGCAGAUAUGUAUGUUGCAGCAGCUGUAGAUUUCAUCCUGUUUAUAGGUUCCAACCACAUCAGUUUCACCUAUGUUUCCUUUAUUAGUGCAUGGGGUGCGAUGCACACAGGCGCUGAGACAUGCUCGCAUGGUUAUUUCUUUUAUAGAAAUGACCAUGAUAUGAGCAUAAAACAUAGUAUAAUACCCUUCACAAAAUUGUAUGCAAACAAAAAGGUCUACCUUAGUCAUGACACAGGUUUUCAGAGAGAUCUGAUGUGGGUAGAUUUUAAGCUGAUGGUGUCGUAGCUGUUUCAUUUUGAGACAAAAAGGCGCCCGAGGGUAUUUUUUGCACAAGGGCACUACAGGACUGGAACUGCUGGGAGCUGUAACCGAUUUUGUUCGUAUCCUAGACUUAACUCAUUAUUCAUGAAAUCAUAAACAGGAUGAGCAGGAGCACAAGUAAAUAAAAGUUGGAUAUAAACUGGUACCUAUAUUUAGAUGUAUGUAAAUUAAAGAAAUGUGACAAAAUAUUAUCUAUGCAGAUUUCUAUGUCAGUCAAUAUCAGUUAUUUACUAGUAUUAAUAAUGUAAUAAAACAAUUUUUAAAAUGUGUAAA